AUGCGAUUUCGACUGUCUCAGCCUGGAAAUCAUCCUGGACAAUAUGUCCAACAGCAUGCAAAUAAUGGUUAUGCACAGGGCGGCCAGUAUAGUGUGCCAAAUCCUCCAUUUUUUCAACCACAUCAACAACGACAGCCAUAUCUGAUUCGUCCACAAGAUGAACAACGGCAGAUGAAUCAAGGAACAUUUAUACCACCACAAAGUUUCAUACCAUCUCAACCUUAUGGACAACAGUUUACUUUGCCUGUAGGCUAUACUACUUUUCCUGGUUACCCCGUUACAUCUCAGAUGCACCCCACGUCUUUUAUAACUCAUAAUGCACCUCCAAUAGCUCAAUAUCCAGAUUCACCACUGAUACCGGGAAAUCCGGUCGUACAUUACACUUCAUCCCAACAACCGCCAUCCUCUAGUACACUUCAGUCAACGAUACCGUCAUCAAGUUCUACCAUCACUGGACAAAUUCAUUCUAUUCCACCACCUUCAGCUCAAGAAUCGACUGCAAAACGUCAGAAAAAACCAUUAUUAAUCGUAGAUCCGAACACAAAAGAAAAUGUUAUUAUUGAGCAACCUACCGAACAUCCACAGCAACGACCACUUACACAGUCUCAACCACCUCCGAUUGUCUCGAGCAGCGGUGAAAAUCCGCCGGAGCCUUCACCAUCGAAUCCAGACACAUCAGCAAACUCGACUGAUCAACAGCGAAAGAUUCGUGCCGAUUUUGCAUCAGCAGUAGGCAAAACUCUCGCUCAACCAACAUCACCACCAUUAGAUAAACCAUACAAUCCACCAGGUGCUCCACCAUCUAUGUUAUCGGCACCGCUCAAUGAGCCAUUUACAAAUAAUAAUCAUGUUCAGUCGCAGCCACAGCGUUCUCAUCCAUCUCAAGCGCCCAGAAAAACAUCAUUACCGACGCAAGAACAUGACCAGAAACGUGGAUCUAGUAAUCCAACAUCAUCGACUACUACUGUCGGUACAACAUCCCCACAACGUGAUUUCUCACCCGUUCCUUCUACGUCAAGUGAACCACAAACAAAAGUAAGACAACAACCUAGUGUUCCAGGUAUUCGUGUUGGUCUAAAACCUGAUGAGAAAAAAGAAGAAAAAGAAAAUGCAAGAAAAUUAUCUGAACCAUCUGACGGAGUGAAACAACAGCAAGCAACUUCGACUGUUAUCCCGACGGUGAUCUCAAAUGAAACACAACAGCAAACAGAUAAAACAACUACAGUAAUUGAACCAGAAGAAGAGAAAAAGAGUGAAUUACCCAUAACCUAUCCACCUACUUCAACUGUUGAACAAUCACAACAAGAAUCUGAAACUUUUAAACAACCAUCAGAUCACAUUGAACCAGUUACGGAAGACAAAACUACAAAUGUAGCAAAUGUUUCUGAACAAGACGAUCAAAAACCAACCGAUGAAACUGGAACAACAGAUGAAACUGUUACUACACCAUCGACAGGAUCUCAACUUCAACUAGAAUCUGUCAUGGGCCGUUCAUCUGAAUCACACGUCGAUAAAUCUAAUACUACGGUUGAUUCCACAGAUGAUACACAAAAUAUUCAGCAACAAGAAGCUCAAUCAACUUUUGUUUCUGACAGUUCCACAACACCUCCACCAACACCGCCAGCACCAUUAUCUACUCAAACAUCACAGCAAUCAUCCAGAGCAUCACGCUUACGUUACGAUCGACAACAAUUACUUGAAUUGAAAAAUUCACAGCCAAGCAUGACAAAACCAGAUAGCUUACCAAACAUUGAAGUUGUACUAAGCAGACCUCAGCCAUCAUCACGUAGUCAAAUGCCACACGACACGCAGUAUCAUGAUUCUCAAGAACGUCGUGGUCCGCCACGUGCACCUGGCAUUUAUGUGCCAGGUCGUGGAAGUGGUGUAGGAAUGGGUUCACGAACCAUUCAAAUUCCGAAAGAUGAUAAAUUACAUAAAGUCGAUGAUCCAUACAGACCCCUAACUAAAACUCAGUUAGAUGCAACUGCUAAAGUGAUGAGAGACAUACGUAGUACACUAAACAAAUUGACACCACAAACAUUUGAUAAAUUACAAAAACAAUUAAGCGACUUAGAAAUUAAUCAACCAGAAAGAUUACGAGGAAUGAUUGACAUUUUUUUUGCUAAGGCUGUUGAUGAGCCCGGUUUUUCCUUUUUAUAUGCUAAAUUAUGUAAACUAUUUCAAAAGAAACAAGUGACUGUACCAGAUGAUGGCGGUAAAUCGGAAACAUAUUACUUCCGGCAAAUAUUGUUGACAAGAUGUCAGAAAGAAUUUGAAAAUGACUAUCGUCAAGAAAUUCGAUAUGAUGAACGAAAUGUAGAAUGUUCUCAAAUACAAGAUGUAAAGAAGCGAAAAGAGGAGCAAGAAAAACUAGACGAAGAUUUAGCCAAGGCAAAACGAAAAAAAUUAGGAAAUAUUUUUUUCAUUGGCGAGUUAUUUAAACUGCAAAUGUUAACUGAUACGAUUAUGUACGAUUGCGUCGAUUAUUUACUUCGAGAUAAAACAGAUGAAGAAGCACUGGAAUGUUUAUCCAAAUUAUUGACAACAAUCGGCAAAGAAUUGGAACAGAAAGCAAGCGAAAAACCUGCAAAUAAAACAAAUUUAGAAAAACAUUAUUCACAAUUAGAAGGCAUCGUUUCACAACGUCAUACAUCUGCUCGUAUUCGAUUCAUGAUUCAAGAUUUGCUCGAUUUAAGACGUGCCAACUGGGUAGCACGACGUGUAGAAGCGAAACCGAUGACCAUCGACGAAAUACAUGAACAAGAACGUGUGAAACGUGAAUCACAAGCAAUGCAACAAGAUCUUGAUCGACAACAAAGACGGUUAGAUAAUCAGCAAGGAGGAAAUCAGGGACAACGAGGUAGUCAACAACAAGGACAACAGCGGGGUAGUAUGAAUAAACAACGAAGUAUGGCCGGUCAGGGACAAGAAGAUGAGCCGAGAUUUAAUGUGAGUAAAUUAUUACAGAACAAUAGAAAUACACCACAAACAAAUAUGCCCACAUUUGGUCCAGCUGGAAUGAAAGUGUGGGGCAAAGGUUCGGGUUUAACCGAUAAACAAAAACAAGAAGACCAAGAUCAAAGAAAUAAUCAACAGCAACCAUUUGCUAACAGAGGUAAACCACCAACUGGUUCUGGUGGUCAAUCACAAGUCCCGUCUCAAUUUACAUCUUCCAAUUCAAAGUCAGCGAAACAGUCACCAUCGCCUUAUGGCUUAAAUCAAGGUAAUCCAUUAGCACGUCAAUCGUCUCGUGAAUUAGCUUUGGGUAAUCGUGAUCGAGAUCGUGAAUCAGCCGUUCAAUCUCUAAAACAUAUCAAUACUCUGAAACAUUCACAAUCACAAUCAAAUUCAAGAGAAGGAAGUCGAAAUGUAUCUCGAGAGCAAUCGCGUAAUCCCUCACGUGAUAGUUCAUUGAGUGAAUCUCGAAUCUCCACGACGAAGCCAUCGACGCCACUUGCUGAACAGGCCUCAUCCUCAACCAUACCCAAGACACCAGAGUCACCAUUAACAGAAGAUAAAAUUAAACAACGUGUACAUUCACUUAUCGAAGAAUAUACAGAAAACUAUUCAGACAGAAGUGUCAGACCGGUGGAAGAUGCAAUUGAGGAUUUAACUGAUUUUCAUAUUCGAACAUCAUCAGAUGAAGAACUAGUUGUUCGAGAAUUAAUCACGAAUGUUUUGGAAUUGAAACCGCGAGCAAUGAUUGCUGUUGGACAUUUACUAGAUUCCGCUCAGAAACAACAAAUAUUAAGUGUGGAUGGUAUCACAAAUGGAAUCCUAAGAGUUUUAGAAAUAGCUGAUGACUUAUCUGUUGAUAUCCCGUUAGUUUGGCAAUAUAUAGGAGAAAUAAUAGGAACAUAUGUUGGCAGUUCACAAUCACAAUCAACAACGAAUAUUUCAAUAGUGAAAACAAUUAUGCAAACUGUACCAGACGACAAAUCGAAAAAAAUGAUCGCAGAUAUUAUCAAAUAUGCUCAAGAAUUUUCUUCCAAAUCAAAACUUAUUUCUUUGUGGCAGUUAUCUGGAUUAACAUUUGAAGAUUUGUUGAAACCACCUGUGAUUGAUCAACAACUUUUGACAGAUUAUGAUUGGUUAUUGAAUCCAACAACAACAACUCCCGAUGAAGCAACACAACAACAAUCUUUUGUAGCCACAAAUACUCCUCACUCUGAUCCUCAUCUAGUAAAAUUGUUUCGAUCAGUCAAUGAACUACAAGUCGGAUCAAGCGUACAAGAUCAAGAAAUUAAUAAAUAUAUACAAGAUAAAAUGGACCCAUCGGAUAAAUACUAUAUUCGAAAUAUUGUGUUAUCAUAUCUGGAAGCGUGUCUGGUGACUCGAGAUCCGAAUAACAAGAAGAUAAAUGAAGAUGUGGCAAAGAAACGAAUGGCCAUUUUAAGUUCAAUUAUUCAGCAUGAACAAGACAAAGAAAUACAAGCGGUCUAUGCUAUACAAAAUUUUAUCACAAAAUUAGAACAUCCAUCUAAAAUGGCUCGUUUGUUAUUCGAUAUUUUCUAUGAUGAAGAAUGUGUGAGCGAAGAUGCGUUUUUGGAAUGGCGAAACCAUCCAGAUCAAUCUGAGAUCAAUGGUCAUUCCGUACUGACUAUGUCAACAAAAGACUUUUUUGAUUGGUUAUCACAAGCCGAGACAGAAACUGAACAAGACCAGGAAGAUGAAUAG
This is a messenger RNA of Didymodactylos carnosus, 4677 nucleotides long. The record is from the annotation of a GenBank genome assembly. NCBI's taxonomy places the organism in Eukaryota, Metazoa, Rotifera, Eurotatoria, Philodinida, Philodinidae.